AUGAAUUUCGACCGGAUGUUAGAGGAAUUGGGGCUGACCGAAUCCGCCUACGUUCUGGCCAUUCGGUCUGGUUUAAAAAGCGGCUGCCCCAAAGUUUUUCUUCUUCGUCGUUUGGCCGAUAUCGCUACUAAUAAUUACUUUGCCAAGGUCUUGGACAUGCACCAAGCCAACAUGGAUAUGCAAUAUAUAGUCGACGCGUAUAGUUGCGUCAGCUAUAUCGUCAACUAUAUUGACAAAUCCAGCAUGGGUAUGUCCAAGCUGAUGUCCGAGGCGGAGACGCACAUCAAAGCCGGCGACAUCGAAACCAAGGCAAAGUUGCGCAAAUUAGGGAAUUUGUUUUUGAAAUCGUCCGAAGUUUCGGUGCAGGAGGUCGCCUACCACGUAUCCGGUCUUCGGAUUACCAAUUCAUCGCGUAGCGACGUAUUCGUCAACACGUUUCCCUCUGACAAAUGUGUGCGCGUUGCCAAAGGGAAGGCGGCGUUAAGGGAAAUGGACGCUGCGUGUACGGAUGUUUUCGAAAGAAACAUCCUGGAUAGGUACGUCGAACGCCCGGAUUCGUUAGAGACCUUAUGCUUGGCACGUUUCGCCACCGAAUUCACGUUUUCUUCGAAAAAUGUCAGGGGAGCGUUACCUUUGCGUGACGAUAGCGGGUACGUAAAGAGGAUGGCUGCAAACGGCCGUCGCAACAUUUUUCGCUUCAGAAAUUACGGAAAGCUUUGCGAUCCGAUCAAUUUCUGUCACGAAAAUUUAAUGCUUUUCGUACCCUACAGACGAACAACGAGAUUUGAUACGUCGAAAACGGCGAAAUCAAGUCGCGUUAUUCGUCUUCUCGCCGACAUUCUUCGCGAAAAACGCGACUUCGUCAAAAUUCUUCAAGAGAUGGACGAGUUGGCCGAUCAAAUUGUCGACGAUGAUUCGCACCGACAAUUCCAUCGACACGACGACGACGCCGCCUACACCAUUACUAGUGACGUUAUUAUCGACGACACAACGCCGACGACAAUGACGACAUCCAUACAUGAAACACAAUCACCACCUACACCAAUACCACGACGAAAACGAACGAGGAAACCGCAACAGAAGCGGAAGCAACAAACUACUGUUAAAGCCGCUCCGAGUACUUCGACUAAAAACGUUAAUCCCAUAUCGUCGCAACUUUCUGUCGUAUUAGAUCCGUCCGUUAUUUCUCAAUAUUCACAAUCUUCAAAUACCAACAAGGUAAUGGUUCUCGAGAAAGGAAACACUCCGUCCGUUCUCUCCAUUUCCACCCGACAACGAAUUGUUACGCCGAGUAGAUGCGAUAGCAAUUCAUUUUCUAAAAAUUUGUUUAGUUCAUUAGUUCCAGUUGUCGCCGCUAAUUAUAAUAACAACAUCGCCGUUUAUUUAAUAGCGGCGUGGGUGUUGAAGGCGGUGAAUGUGAGAGCAGCAAAACCAAUCGUCCAAAAUUGGUUGACUAUGUAA
This is a messenger RNA of Psylliodes chrysocephalus, 1461 nucleotides long. Lineage: Eukaryota; Metazoa; Arthropoda; Insecta; Coleoptera; Chrysomelidae. The record is from the annotation of a GenBank genome assembly.